Messenger RNA from Chrysemys picta bellii (western painted turtle), 602 nucleotides. It is a transcript of the gene PAM16, whose product is annotated as presequence translocase associated motor 16. The record is from RefSeq and is a predicted model, not a curated record. Gene Ontology annotation, cellular component: TIM23 mitochondrial import inner membrane translocase complex. Lineage: Eukaryota; Metazoa; Chordata; Testudines; Emydidae. Gene Ontology annotation, biological process: protein import into mitochondrial matrix.
GGGGCGCGCUCCCCUCUCGCGCGGCGCUCGGCACCUGCCGCUCGAUGGCCGCGGGGACACUCUGCCCGGCACCGUCUCUAUGGCGCCCCCGCGGUGGCCGCUGCCCUUCGCUCCCUGAGCCGGGGCCUGCUGCAGGCCGGAAGCGCCGAGGACAUGGCCAAGUACCUGGCGCAGAUCAUCGUGGUGGGGGUGCAGGUAGUGGGCAGGGCCUUCGCUCGGGCACUCCGGCAGGAAUUUGCAGCCAGCCGAGCAGCGGCCGAUGCGCGGGGACGCGCCGGGCCCCAGUCUGCUGCAGCCACCAGCAUCUCGGGGAUCAGCCUGCAGGAGGCCCAGCAGAUCCUCAACAUCUCCAAGCUCAGCCCGGAGGAAAUUCAGAAGAACUACGAUCACUUAUUCAAGGUGAAUGACAAGUCAGUGGGGGGAUCGUUUUACCUGCAGUCUAAGGUGGUGAGAGCCAAGGAGCGGCUGGACGAAGAGCUCCGAAUCGAGGCCCAGAGACAGAGUGAAAGAGAACAGGGGCAGAAGCCAGAGACGUAACUACCCUCCAUGCCCUCUUCUCAGCCCCUCUAAAUUAUAGCCAGCCAAUAAAUCCCCUCUCUGCA